AUGGUAUCACAGUUGCACGCGAGGGAGAGUGCCACGGCCCCAAGGAGUGCCAAACUCACUAGGCAGUAUGCAGUCACCACCAUCACCACCUCAACCACACCUUCAUCCACCUCUCUGUGCUCUGAUUCAGGGGUUUUUAAGGGUAUUUUAAGGGUUCCAGAUGUGUUUAAGGGGUUUUUAAGGGACGACCCAGGUUCCCCCAGUGCCAGUAGACAGUGCCAGGACAGUGCCACGCCCCCACAGACAGUGCCAGGGGGGCCAGGCUCCACACCCGCUCCACAGGGCCGGGCGAACACCCCAGACACACCCGCACCCAGGGCAACCCACACCCGCCUGGAAUCCACCUCUACCUAUGAAAGCUGUGAGGAAUUCCAAGGGCUUGCUCGAUCACACUCAUCUUCAGCAGCAAGUUACGACAGUGCCCCUCCACCUCUUCCUGACACGUCUCCCCCGGUUGUGGCGCCCCUGGUGGCCCCACAGGAGGUGCCCCCACGUUCUCCAGUCCCCCAGGAGCCCCCACAGCAAGCCACAAGGUCAGGGCCGGCUAGGGUACAGCACUACAAGCCCCCAUCUGUAAAUUUUUCAAUCUCUACAUACACUUCUCGUUCGGAAGAGAAAAGUUAUGACAAAAAACUCGUCAAAACUGAUUCCUUCAGCCAAGAUACCCCUGCCGCAGCCUCCACCGCACCUCCUACCACAGCACCAGCCCCUGCCACAGCACCAGCCCCCGCCACAGCAGCCAAAACAGCGACAAACACAGCACCAUCUAAACCAAUCCUCCCAGACAAGCCGUUUUUCAAGGAGUUUUCAGCAUCUUCCCGCCUCGCUCAGGGCCCAACGAGGUGGAUCCCCCGCGUGGCUGACGGGGAGAGGCGCCCCCCGACCUUCAGGCACCCCGCUGCCCCACGUAGAGUGCAGCCGCGUCGCUCCCCUAGCUACCAACCCUCCCCAGCUGCAGAGUGUGGGGGUAAUCCGCGAUAUAUUAGGACAACAGCCACCGCAGCAGCACCCCCCCCCCCCAGCAAGCCCCCAGCUACUCCCAGGGCCCCCCCGAGGUAG
This is a messenger RNA of Scylla paramamosain (green mud crab), 1059 nucleotides long. RefSeq lists its product as uncharacterized. The record is from RefSeq and is a predicted model, not a curated record. NCBI's taxonomy places the organism in Eukaryota, Metazoa, Arthropoda, Malacostraca, Decapoda, Portunidae. The coding region runs from base 1 to 1059 and encodes 352 amino acids. The transcript is spliced from 6 exons.